AUGGCCCCAGACUACAGGCUGACUAUAGAUCUUCCUUCCCCCGAGGCACGGACCCCGGUGCCGGUGCCACUCACUCCAGCCACCCAGAGUGCAGCUGGGAGCCUGCGGCGUCUUCGCCGAAUCCGUGCGCGCGCCGCCGCUUCAAACAUUCCGAAAUACCGCGAGACCCGGAAACACCGCUACCGGAAGCGGAAGCUUUUUGGGGCCUGCGGCGAACCGAGGGUAGCCAUGGCAGCGGUGGGGCUGCUAUCGUUGCUGGCGCAGAAAACGGGCCCCGUCAUGGCGCGGGGAGCGGUUAGUGCAGGGCUGUCUGCCCCUCAGGUCAUGGCUGCCACUGUUAGAUACGCAUCCAAGAAGACUGGAGGUAGCUCAAAAAACCUUGGCGGGAAGUCGCCAGGCAAACACUAUGGCAUCAAGAAAUUGGAGGGUCAAUAUGUUCAUGCUGGCAACAUCAUUGGGACUCAGCGCCAAUUCCGCUGGCAUCCAGGAGCUCAUGUAGGACUGGGUAAGAACAAAUGUCUAUAUGCCCUGGAAGAGGGCAUUGUCCGCUACACAAAGGAGGCAUAUGUGCCCAAUCCCAGCAGUCCUGAAGGUGUAGACUUGGUCACCCAGCUUCCCAAGGGUGCUGUGCUCUACAAGACUUUUGUCCAUGUUGUCCCUGCCAAGCCUGUGGGCACCUUCAAAUUGGUGGCUAUGUUCUGAUCCUUCUGGCCAUGUCAUUGGUUGAAAACUAGAGCUGGAAUGCCAGAAGAUUGAGCCAGAUGCCAAGGAAUCAGGGUGGGAGCAAGUCUCCCUGAGAGAGUGGGUUUGGUUGACUGUGAACACAGAAGAGACUAUGUGAAGCAACCACCCAAGGAGUAAUGAGGUGGACAAACCUGAGGUCCAAAAUAAAAUUAGCUCAAACCGUGA
Phascolarctos cinereus (koala) is the source of this 909-nucleotide messenger RNA. RefSeq names its product mitochondrial ribosomal protein L27 (gene MRPL27). NCBI's taxonomy places the organism in Eukaryota, Metazoa, Chordata, Mammalia, Diprotodontia, Phascolarctidae. Gene Ontology annotation, molecular function: structural constituent of ribosome. The record is from RefSeq and is a predicted model, not a curated record. Gene Ontology annotation, biological process: translation. Gene Ontology annotation, cellular component: ribosome; mitochondrial large ribosomal subunit.